Salpingoeca rosetta is the source of this 3966-nucleotide messenger RNA. RefSeq lists its product as uncharacterized. Lineage: Eukaryota; Choanoflagellata; Craspedida; Salpingoecidae. Gene Ontology annotation, biological process: DNA integration. Bases 1 to 3966 code for a protein of 1321 amino acids. Gene Ontology annotation, molecular function: nucleic acid binding. The transcript is spliced from 6 exons. The record is from RefSeq and is a predicted model, not a curated record.
AUGAACUUGCAACAGAUUAUGAGACCCAGCUCAAUUAGCGCAGACGGUAUCAAGGUCUUCGCUGGGGCUGAGCAGGAUGCCAACCUCUUCUUCAUCACCGUCGAGGCCAAGCUCAUCGCCGCUGGCAUCGACGCUGGCAUCAUCGCCGAGGGUGGUGCUGACCACCAAGGAGACGGGCAGGCUCCAGCAGCUGCCUCAUCGCCGAGCCCAAGCACCCACGGUGCUUCGGGUCCCCGCACUCGCUCCCGCGCUCAACGCGGCCCUCGCCGCACUGGCGCCCGCCACAACGUGGAGGACCACGACGACGAUGACGACGACGAGGGCGAUGGCGACGACCACGGCGCUCAGCCAUCUUCCUCCUCUUCCUCUCUCCCUUCUUCCGCCACUCCGAGCGGAGGAGCGCAGGUGGCGUCCCGAGCCUCUGGCCUGCUGGAUCCCCGUGAUCCACAGGUUGACGCAGCCAUCUUCGCGUUCCUCCUUGGCGUCCUGACGGGACACCCGCUGCGGCUGGCCAUCACCGACAACCGUGGCCGCUCCGGUGUGCUUGCGCUGCGCCGCCUCCGCGAGCGCUACAUCCGCAGCGGCAAGGACCACGUCAGUCGUCUCAGGCAGCAGCUCUCCUCGACCACCUGGUUGCCCACGGACACCGUCGACACGUUCAUGUCCCGCAUCACGGACAUCAACUCGCAGCUCCUUGCUGCCGGCGUGUCCAUCCCGGAGGACGACCUGCGCACCCUCGUCCGCAACGAAUCCCCGCGGGGUUUGAUGGUGGCGAUGCCGUCCAUGGAGCGCGAGGACCCGCCGCCAUCGCUGUCCAAAAAUGACGGCGGACCCUCAUCCAGGAAGGAGGCCCGCCUGCUUCGUCCCAAGAAGCGCACGCCCCCCCGGCUCAUUCGCUGCAUAGCCGAUGCACGUGGCACGUGGACCUUCGACACGAGCGGUGACCCAUGCUGCCCACCGGCAGACAGGGACACCUGUUCGUUUUGCAACUUCCGCGGCCACUGCGCGCAGCAGUGCCGCAAGCUGCAGGCGGCCAAGCGCUACCACGUCAUCGACGUGCGGCAGAUCCUCUCCAAGCUUCGCAACCAUGGCAACGGCAACGGCAAGCGGCCAGGAUCCUCUCGCCCGCAGCACGGAGGUGCAGCUCCAUUCAAGAAGGCGGCCGUCGUCAGCCACGGCCCUCAGCGCGUGGAGACCUUCGCCAUCCACCAUGAUGCCCUCAUGCUGCAGCCCGAGGACGAGGAGGAGGGCACGCCAUCGGACCACGGUGCCACGGCGCACAUCACCAGCGACGCCUCCCUCCUCACCAACUACAUCGCCGUCACGCAACACGUCACCGUUGCCAACAGCCAGGCCGUCACGGUCAUCGGCAAGGGCGACGCCGUGCUCCGCGUGGCUGGCACCGACGGCGCUCCAGGCACCAUCACGCUCAAGAAUGUGCUGCAUGUCCCCGACAUCAAGUACAACCUUUUGGCGCUGAACCUGGUGACUCGCGCGCGUCGUGGUGCUUCCGUCGUCAUUGCUGCGGACGACAGCCGUAUCCAGUUUGCCACAUGGAGCGUGCCUCUGCUGCCGUCCAAGGACACCGGCCACCUCUUCCUCUACGCCAGCACCACGACCUCCCAACAAGCCACGGCGCUUGCGGGGGAGCUCGUGCACAGCAGCGACGAGGAAGCCGAGGAUGCUGACGAGGGCGCCUCUGCACACGACGUGCUAGGCCAUCGCAGCAGCGCGGCCGUCGACGCCUUCCGGCAGCAGAUCGUCCAGGCCUGUAACUGCCUCGGAACCGCUUGCCUCUCGGCAGCGAUCCCGAGCCCUUGGCACGGCCAUCGCAGCAGCGCGGCCGUCGACGCCUUCCGGCAGCAGAUCGCCCAGGCCUCUUCCAAGCACAUCGUCACCUGUGGACCAUGUGCGCUUGGCAAGAGCACGCGCGCCUCCAUCCCGAAGCAGUCUGCUCCACGCAGCGCUGGGCCAUGCCAGCUGCUCUACGCCGACAUCGCCGGUCCGCUGGAGGAGACGUCGCUGCGAGGUGCACGCUACGCGCUGACCUUCAUCGACGACUGCACGCGCUUUGCCUGGACGUUUCUCAUCCGGCACAAGAACGACGUCGGUGCGGCCCUGGAGCAGCUGCGCAAGGACCGUCACGUCGUCAACGCGCUCCGAGGCGCCACGCUGCAGACGGACAGCGACGCCGUCUUCAAGAGCCAGGACUUCACCGACCUGUGCGUGGCCUUCGACAUCAAGCAGCGCUUCUCGCCACCGCACUCGCAGGCCAAGAACGGAUCUGCAGAGCGCACCUUCCGCACCCUCUUCGAGACGGCGCGCACGAUGCUGUUUGCUGCGGACCUGGACAAGCCGUUCUGGGGCUUCGCCGUGCAGCAUGCCACGCUGCUGCACAACAUCGCUCCACGCAGGAGCCUCAAGGACAAGUCACCCUUCGAGGCCCUGACUGGGCACCCCUUUGACGUCAGCCUGCUGCGCGUCUUCGGCUCGCCGGCCUACGUGCAUGUGGAGAAGAGCAGCACGCGGCACAAGCUCGACCCACGCUCACGCGUCCACGGUGUCAACUCACGGGCCACUUUUGCUUCGACGGCUACCAUCGCAGCCAUCCGCACCAUGCUCGCCAUGGCCGUCGCGCGUGGCAUGGACAUCCAGCAGAUGGACGUCAACACGGCGUUCCUCAACGCGCCCGUGGAUCACGAGAUCUACGUCCAGCCACCGGCCGUCGACGGCAUCUUCUCGCCGAAUACGGUCCUGCGCCUCAAGCGCGGGCUGUAUGGGCUGAAGCAGAGCCCGCGCCUGUGGAACCACACGCUGGACGCCUGGAUGCGCGAGCAGGACUUCGUCCCCACAGCCACGGACGCCUGCAUCUACCGCCGCACCUGCAAUGGUGGCAAGGUGAUGUGGGUUGCCGUCUACGUGGACGACCUGCUCAUCUUCGCCGACAGCGACAGCGACAUGGCCGCGUUCAAGAAGGCCAUCUCUAAGCGCUUCAAGAUGAAGGACCUGGGCAGCCCAGACAUAUGUCUCGGCAUCAAGGUGCAGCACGACCGCAAGGCCAGGACCGUCACCAUGAGCCAGGAGCACUACCUGCGCAACGUGCUGGAGAGCUUCGGCAUGGCUGACUGCAAGCCUGUCGGCACGCCGCUCUGCACGGGCUACGUUGACAAGCCAGCCGACAGGGAGGAGUCACUCCCAGACGUGCCGUUCCGCGAGCUGCUUGGCUCCCUCCUCUAUGCUGCGACGAUGACGCGUCCAGACAUCUCGGCGGCUGUCUCCAUCCUGUCUCGCCGUAUGCAGCACUUCGGCAUGGACCACUGGAAGGCUGCCAAGCACCUUCUUCGCUACAUCAAGGGCACCUUGUCCUACACCAUCAAGUACGCCGCCACUGGCGACACCAGCAACGGCAGCACUGCCGACGGCGUGCUCUCAGCGUACUCGGAUGCGUCGUUCGCCUCCGACGUUGACACGCGACGUUCCCGCACGGGCUUCGUCGUCUUCUGUUCCACGGGCCCCGUGUCCUGGAACUCCAAGCUGCAGGCCACCGUGGCCACAGCCUCCGCCGACGCGGAGUACAUGGCUCUCGCAGCCACCGCACAGGAACUCAUGUUCCUUCGCCAACUCCAGGAGGAACUCACCGGCGCCGUCCUGUGCGAGCCCACGCUCGUGCACACGGACAACCAGCCGGCGCAGCGCGUUGCCGAACACGCCGCCUCGCGCAUGCGGCACAUCCUCGUCAAGUACCACUACAUCCGCGAGUGCGUCGACACCAAGAGGAUUGUGCUGAGCUACCUCGCCACGGAGCACAUGAUCGCAGAUCUCCUCACGAAGAUCCUCCCUCGGCCCAAGACGGCUCAGUUCUGCACGAUGCUGUUCGACCAGCGUCCUCUGCCAGGCUGCCAGCCACGGGCCCGUCCUCAUUCGGGCCGGUCGCCACGUCCUUCGACUCCGCGUCAGGACCUCUGA